AUGAACUGUCUAUUUUGGAACAUCCGGGGGAUUGGUAAAGGUGAGAAAACUUUAGCAGUUAGUUCUCUUGUUAGAAAGAAAAAUGUCUCCUUUCUGGGUCUGGUUGAAACAAAGCAUCGGCAGCCUUUUCAGCCCAGGCUAAGAAGAUUAUGGGGAAAUGAUGAGUAUGAUUUUUGUGAAGUCUUGGCCUCUGAAUCACAUGGUGGUGGAAUAAUUGCCGCUUGGGAUAAACAAACUUUUCAUGCCUAUGUCAAGCAUAAGGGUAACAGAUGGAUAGUCAUAGAAGGGUGUAUCAAGUAUCACAAUUUUGAGUGCUGCGUUGGGGUGAUUUACGGACAUAAUGAUAGAGCGAAUAGAUUCGCUAUGUUUGAGGAGCUCAAAGAGAAGGCGGAGAAUAUCAAAAAACCGAUCCUAAUACUUGGAGAUUUCAAUGUCACAUUACACUCAGGGGAAAGAACAGGAUUUGUCACAUGUAGCCGCAGUAUGAGGGACUUCUCGAAGUGGAUAAAUGAUCUAAGGUUACUUGACAUUCCACUACAGGGGGUGAGAUUUACCUGGAGAAGAAAUGAAUCAAAAAGUAAACUGGACAGAGCCUUAUGCAGUAGUGAAUGGUUGACAACAUUUCCGAACAUGAACUUGAGGGGACUAAGUAGAAGCUUCUCAGAUCAUAAUCCUUUACUCUUAGUGUUGGAAGAGUUCAACGAUUGGGGCCCGAAACCUUUCAGAUGCUACGAUGCCUGGUUCCUACACCCACAUUUUAAAAGUUUCUUCAACAAUGAGUGGCGCAAUGCUCCUAAUGUCUCUCUACACACAAAAUUAAAGAUCCUCAAGACCCCUAUCAAAAAUUGGCGCAGGGAAAACUUUGAUCACAUGGAAAACACAAUUGCAGAUCUUGAACAGGUGAUACAUGAACUUGAGACGAAAGGUGAGCGAACGCAGCUUGACAAUAUGGAAAUGGCUAGACUCAAUGCUGCAAAUAGUGCUCUCCACCGGUGGCUCAUUAGAAGAGAGAGAAUUUGGAGGCAAAGAGCUCGAGCAUAUGGUUUCAACAAAAAAGAUCACAACACAAAAUUCUUUCAUGCAGCAACAAUGGUUAGAAAAAAGAAGAAACAAAUCAACCAGAUAAAAAUCAAUGGGAGGGAAAUCGCUGGGAUGCAUAACCUCAAGCAAGAAGUCAGGAGUUACUUUGUCAAGCGCUUUACUCAGGAAGCUACCCCAGCUUUUGAUUUUAACAUGGCAAACCUGUAA
This is a messenger RNA of Amaranthus tricolor (Joseph's coat), 1248 nucleotides long. RefSeq lists its product as uncharacterized. Gene Ontology annotation, molecular function: catalytic activity. Bases 1 to 1248 code for a protein of 415 amino acids. Lineage: Eukaryota; Viridiplantae; Streptophyta; Magnoliopsida; Caryophyllales; Amaranthaceae. The transcript has a single exon. The record is from RefSeq and is a predicted model, not a curated record.